Trichoderma aggressivum f. europaeum is the source of this 1863-nucleotide messenger RNA. RefSeq lists its product as uncharacterized. Bases 1 to 1863 code for a protein of 620 amino acids. The transcript has a single exon. Lineage: Eukaryota; Fungi; Ascomycota; Sordariomycetes; Hypocreales; Hypocreaceae. The record is from RefSeq and is a predicted model, not a curated record.
AUGUCUUCUUCCGGCAGUCUCCCCCUUACCCCCAUUACCAGCGUUGGCUCGGUCAACUCCCCCUUUGACAAGGUCAUCCCAUCGGCAGACCAUGCGGCCUCUGCGUCCGAGUUUAGCAAAAGAACUUGGCAGCAUCUUGUGGAAAAUGCUUCCUCCAUGUCAUUCAAUCAAAACACGGUCAACCUGAUCAGCGUGGCCAAGUACGGGCCAAAGCUCCCCGACGAAAUGGAGGGGACCACCGAGCUCGCAGGAUAUGCCAAAUGGUAUAAAGCAGCAGGGGACCCCGAGGAAGCCCUCUUCAACGCGAUUCACGGUAUUCGCCAUGGCGUGAGGCGACGAUGGGACUUGAUGAAGCUCAAGGCGACGCUCUGUGAGAUAUCAAAGCACAGCGGCUUCAAGUUUUCAGACAGCGAGUCCAACGGUCUCGCUUUCAUGUUCCUCGCUUGGGCCUAUAUCCUAAGUGCGUUUUUACUCGAGCAGCAGCAGAUACCCAUAGUCUAUGAAGACCCAUACAAGCAAUGGGGCAAUGGAACCUAUGAAGGCGGUGCCUUCUUCAUAGACCUUGGAGACUCUAGCGAUGAAGAAUACCGCUGGUGGUCAUCCCUUGUCCAUCCUGGUCAAGGAUGGAAAGCGGCUUAUUCUUCGCAGCCGGUAUGGGCCGUGACGCUUGGAGACCGGUUCAAGUUUAUUAUCCUGAACGAACGCAACGUGUUGCCGUCGACCAAGGUCAAUCCUCCCUCCAGCCGCGAGGCGCUUGCAUUCCUUUCUCGGUUUGCUGCCAGGUUCAACUUGGAGAACCAGGUGUCGCUCGGACUUGCAAUGGCACUGACCAUUCCACUUCACGAUAACAUGUCCUCAACCAUACAGAUACCAGAGCCGUAUCUUACCAGGAAAGAGGUUGUGUCUAUACCCGCUUCAAUCAUUGACCAAGAGUAUCGCAACCUGUCUUACUACAUUGUUCUCAGCUCCAACCCUACUUUCAUGGCCUCGGCUCUUUGGUCUGUCUUUUGGGAACCUGAAAUCGACUGCAACUUGGCCAGUCCCUGGUGCAACGCAAUCAUUGAUGUUAUCAAGCCCUUGAUUGAUGGACAUCGGCUUGAGACGCUGGGUCAUGUCCUUGCUCAGAGAAGGCCUGGCGUUUCUGCUUUAUGGUAUGGCCUAGUGGCCUGUGGCACUACAGACGUCAUCCAAUCCAUCAUUCCCUACCUUGAGACCUUGCACACUGCGUUGCCCGCAAAACACGUUCCUGAAGUCUCUGUCUGGACAAAGAGUCCUCAGUCAUUCAUGGAUCUUGCCGGAACUGGCCCCUAUUUGCAGGGGAAUCGUAUAUCUCGCGAGGACCUGUGGCGGCUUCGCCACGAGAAUUGGAAUACCUGGAAGGGCGGUGUUCAUUUCCGCCACUUACCAACCACUCCCUUCCGACCCUUUGGCUCUAUUGACGCCGAAGAAGUGGAAGUCAUGGUGCGCCCGCACUUGGAGUGCCCGAGACAUGAAUGGGUCUAUUCGGGCUUCACUUGGACUCUCGACAAUGGAGUUGACUUGACCCAUGAACCACGUGUUCUGACUACCUCAUGGGCCCAGUUUGAGGCUGAGUCGCACAUCAACUUGCCCCCAGCUCGCGGGGGCGAGCCAGACCCCGGCAUGGAUUACACGGCAUCCAAGCAGGCUACCGGCGACAUCUUCCGGUGGGCCGCCACGGAAAUGGAGGAUUCUGGCAAGCACAUCUACUCUCAUCCGUGGGUCAACAUUGACGCACAUCUCGCUCUAGUUGAGCAGGAAAAGCGCAGGCCCAAAGGAGUGGUGCGUAUCUCGGACAUGGACAGAGUCAAGGAGUGGGUUGUCAGCAACGACAACGGUGAGUGA